Messenger RNA from Octopus sinensis (East Asian common octopus), 579 nucleotides. RefSeq lists its product as uncharacterized. Bases 1 to 579 code for a protein of 192 amino acids. The record is from RefSeq and is a predicted model, not a curated record. The transcript is spliced from 8 exons. Lineage: Eukaryota; Metazoa; Mollusca; Cephalopoda; Octopoda; Octopodidae.
AUGAAGGACGAGAAAGGAGAGGUUACAAGUCAGAAACAAAAAUUAGAGAUGGAUAGCAUCAGUUCCCCUAUAUUCCCAGCAUGUGAGUUGUCUCCACAAGAAACAAAGGAACUUAUGCUACAGUGUUUGGCCAGUCCAAUCCCAGAGGAGUGUGGCAGGGAUAUGAAGCAAUCUCUCAAAAAGAUUAUUUGUUUUUUUUGGUAUUCCCCAGACGAAAUUGAACACAAAGUGUCAAUGUUUCGUAAGAUGCUGAUGGAAAAAGAGGGAGUCAACGAGUCAGUGAAUGAACAAUCUCUAAGGGCCAAAGAAGCUCAUUGUACAUCAGACAACAGCUAUGAUAAAAACUUCAAACAGCAUGAAUCGUUUCGCCUUCACGAAUACAAUGCGUCUAACAGCGCCAUAUGCUUGGACCGAAAGCUGAGAGAACACCAAGGCCAAACAGCUAUAACAGUUCAUAAAAAAUACAGUAUCUCUCGAGAAUCCAGUGUGUCGUCAGGGUCUGCAUCUCCACAGCACAGGUGUAAAAGAAAAUCAAGGAACGAAAGAAAGAAACAAACAAAGGAGAAAAUAUCGUAUUAA